AUGAGAGGGAGCGGGACGCGGCCGGGCCGAGGCGGGAGGCGAAGGGCUGUUCCCGCACACACAAAGGCGGCCCCUGCCCGGCCCCGGCGCUCCGCCGGACCCGCGGGCCGCGCCGGGCCCGGGAGGAGCCGCAGGACGGCGGCUUCCCGGCGGGGAAGGGCUGAGCCGCCCGCCGGGCCCGCCCGGACCUACCCUGCAGCGCGGAGCCGGGAGCGGUCCCCGCCGGGCCGCAGGGACGCCAUCAUGCCGGGGAGGAGAGCGGGAGCGCUGCCCGGGCCGCUCCCGCCGCGCCCGGGGACAGCCCAGGCAGCGCCCGGGGACAGCCCAGCGCGGAGAGGCGCGGGGGGACGCGAAGUUGUUACCGGCUGGCGGGCGGUGACGGGCGGGCGGCGGGCAGCUCCUCCGCGCCGGGACCGGGAGCGGGAGCGGGAUGGAUGUGCCGGGCUGGCGUCAGGCGGCCGGAGCCGCCCCGCGCCGCUCACCGGCACACUCGCACACACACUCACACACACACACACACCACCGGCCCGGCCAGGGAUCCUCCCCAAAUUCCCGCCCCCGCCGCCGCUCCGCCGGGUCCCGCUGGGAGCGCUGCGCCCGCCGCCGGAGAGCGGCCCCGGCACGGCACGGCCCGGCCCGGCCCGGCACAACACGGCACGGCACGGCACGGCCCGGCCCGGCACGGCCGCUGUGUGCCCUGACCCGCAGCCCGACCCCCGCCCCGGUGAGAGCCCCCUCCCGCACCCUCACGGGGGCUUAAACGGCGUGUCUGCCCCGGCUCCGGCAGCGGGGCUUAGGGGACAGCGGCGGAUGCUGUCAGACCUGGAGCUAGAGCCAAUUGCUGAUCGAACAGGAUUAUGUCCUGCCGCUUGCCACAGGUGUUUCACACCUGGACAUCCUCCUGCCCAUGGGUAUUGCUGCACUCCCUCCUCAUCCAUGCCAAUAAACACAUUACAGUGUGUGAGGCUUCUUGUGCAGUCAGAGCCGCAGCAAUGAAGCCUCACGCCACUGUCCUUCGGAAAUGAACUUGAACUCCAUUUGGAUCUGAAGUGUCAGCUCCAAAGUGGAGCUGGCUGAAAGUUUGGAGCGCACAAGUGAACGGUGAGCCUCUCCUGCCUGCUGUGUUUACAGGGAUCUUUGUAGCAGUCAGAUAAGUGUUGUGCAAGCAAGAUCGAACUGAAACUGAUUCUUUGACAAAUACUCUGGCUUUUACCCAGUCAUCGUUCCUGGAAGGAGAUGUGAAGCAACAAGUGCAAGAUGUUUCUACGUGGCAAAAUAUUCUGAUAACACCUAUAGGGGCAUAAUUAUAUCCCUAUACUUAGGCUAGUAAAUUUUCAUCUGUAUAGGCAGGGUCUGACUUUAACCUCAUUAUAAAAUCCAGCAGCACUGAGGCCCAAAGGACUUAAGGCCCUGAGAGUUUUAGCAGAUGAACAGUGGUCCUGCCCACCCAUUGUGAGUCUGAGGACACACAACUGCAAUGGCUUGCCCAAGGUCACAGAAGGAGCACGACAGCAGCAGUAAAACAUGCCCAGGCUUAUGCCUGUGAGGGUAUCAGGGCUUCUUUCUAGCUUCAUGAUCUAGAAUUAAUCCAUUUCUUUGCCACAUAAAUACCACAUAAAUUGCAAACAGGUGAACUGGACUAUAUUGUUAGGUAUUAUGCUACAAUAAUGGUAGAGGAACUCCCACACGGGAUGAUGCCAUAAUAUUGAUGGGGAAAGCCUGGAAUAAAAUUACUCUUUUAUUACUUAAAUUUUGAACCUUAAAUGAUUCAAGAUGAGUGAUCUUCGAUAAUCAUCUUUACUGUGUAUUUUAUGCUUGCUCUGUACACAACUGCAGCUAGCAAGUGCUGUGAACUUUUUCUGUGCAAUCACAGACUCAGUGUAGCACUGGACUGCAGAUACAACUGGUAAGGUUUAUCUCAAGACAAACGGAAAGGUCUUUAAAUUCUGUCAGUGUAAUGAAGACAUUUACAAGCAAGGUACAGCAGAAACGUGAAGCUGCUCCUGGUUUUUGUGCUGUGGUAGUGCUUCACCUGGGUCCAGGUGUCCUGGAUCCAGAGCAGUGCAUGCAGCAGUGGUGUCUGCCCCACACGCUUGGCAGUCUCAGUGAUCCAGCCUCACACAGAGAAAGAGAUGGAGAAGGCCCCACGUGUGCCUGAGCUCUGCUCUGCUGACU
Messenger RNA from Prinia subflava (tawny-flanked prinia), 2175 nucleotides. RefSeq names its product basic proline-rich protein-like. NCBI's taxonomy places the organism in Eukaryota, Metazoa, Chordata, Aves, Passeriformes, Cisticolidae. The record is from RefSeq and is a predicted model, not a curated record. The transcript is spliced from 3 exons. Bases 1 to 996 code for a protein of 331 amino acids.